UUGUUCUUACUUUUGGUCUUGUCUAGUAGUGAAAUAAUCCGAUGUUGAAGGCUAGCUCUGUAGUGGAGGCUGAACUCAUGUUUGUCCUCUGCCUGUGUUCAGUGUGACGAGUUCAAAUCUAAAUAUCUUACUGUAUUGUAAAUUCAUUCAUUUAAAGUUUGCAAUAGAUACUUUUGCAGAGAAUUUUUUUUUUUUUUUUUUUUUUUUUUGGUUUGUUUUAUAAAUCAUUUAAAAGAGAAAAUAUAUUGUUUAAGUAAAAAACACCAUGUCACUUGCUUUAUUCAGCUGUACAUUUAAUGCAGCCUCUCUAAUACAGUGAAUGGUAUGUUUGAAGGCGGGAAAAACAGAGGCUACCUCACUCACAUUUAUAUGGAAUUCAAUAAAAAAAGGAAACCAAUUGUUGGCUGUCGUUGAAAACUAGGUUUAAUUUUUCCUUUAAAGUUUCGCAGUUCUCUAGUUUUUACUAAUUCAUCGCAGAUUUAAACCAAAUUGCCGAACAAAAUACGUUUCUGCUGCUAUUAGUAGUUACAAAAAAGAUAAUUGUUCUGGAACUAAUUAUUCUUGUGAGGGCUGUAGUGCUUUUUUACUGUUAGCCUCGUGAUUUAAAUAGCGACAGUAAAAAAAUAAAUAAAUAGUCGUAUGUAACAAGAAUUAAUAUAGACAAAUAAAACACGCGUGUUAAAAUGCAGUAUGUGUAGUAGACCUGCAUGAAAAGCGCUGGAACGGUCUUUCGUUUGUGUUCCUGGCCGUGAAGAGUUCUCAUUCGGAGCAAAGGGUUCUGCACGUUUGCGGCGUAGUCCAACACCGCUUUCUUGAGCGUUUUCUGCCAUCUUGUGGACACAUAAGAGAAGUAUGUUUUUAUUUUUAAUGUCUCAACAAGUGGGGAUUGUUACAGAAGUUCUUCCAGGGUGUUUAGUUGUUUUGUUUAUAAAGCGUUGCUAAACUGAGGUAGAGUCGGACACUUAAACUUGACGGAAAUCAUUAUUCUUGUGAAUGUAUUCUAUUACAGGUAACAUCCACAAAAUAUUAUAUAUUUUGAAAUCUUUUCCUACAGUUUCCAAAUAAGUAGUAAUUAAGCCUAGAAGUUUAAAGGAAUAGUUCACCCAAAAAAGUAAAUCAUGUCAUAUACUCACCCUUAAAUAGUUCCAGAUCCAGAUCUAUUUUUUUCUGCCAAACACAAAGGAAGAUAUUUUAGAUCUAUUUGUGUUUAAAGAAGCAUCAGUAUAUUCAAGCAUAGCAUUAUAUGAAUAUUAACAGGAAGCGUCUCACUUUACCUGUAUUCACCCUAAACAUUAUUAUCCUUACUGUAGAGAUCAGUUCUGAUUCGGUGUUAUUUAUUUAUAAAGCUCUUUUCUUCACUUAAAAACCACUUUGAGAAGUAUAUGUAAUGAAUAGAUGGAUGGAAGGCUUCAAACUAAUGGUUUCCAAUUUCUUCACAAUGGCACAAACAAAAUCCUUCAGUGGGUCUCUGUGAAGGGAAGGAAAUGCCAUGGGGUGAAUUCAGCCAUGCGUCCUCUUAUUACUAUAAAACACACCUGCCAUUCAGAGUAAAACAGGUCUUCGCUGGUUUCUCAGGCCUCAUCUCCAGUGUCCCUGUAAGGGGUCAUCUAUGACCCUUUUGUCCAGAUCAGCUCCCUGAACUCGUAUAAAGCCACAAAAGACACAUGAGCCUUUCAGAAGGACACCGGCACUCGACAUGAAGCUGAUCAACAUCUUCCUGACUGUUCUAGUCUUUAUAAAUGCUGUACAUUCAGCAGCUAUGAGAGAAGGAAGUGAAGAUUUGUUACGUUUUUUGAAGGAUGCAUUUGAAAUGAAUCAGCCUCUUGAGCACUCUGAUCCAACACAGCUCUCGGAAAUGGAUCUAGCAACAGAGAAGAUUCUGGAUCCUGUACAUCCAACAGAUCCGACUGCAGAAUGCAAAGCCCAAGAAAUUCUUGUCAACUCUGCUGGCAUGUUUUAUUGUUUCUUCUUCUUUUUCUUUUCUUUAAUCAAAGCAAAUGUUUGCACUUCGAAAAUAUUGCCCGUCUAAAAAGGUGUUUUAACUGAUAUAGACUUUCCCAAUACAACACCCAAGCCAAAUCUGGUUGAUCUUGCAGAUGUUACCGAAGAGAGAUCAAUCGAGAGUAGCAAUUCAGACAGCGGAUUAGCGGAAAGAGCAUCAACUGAAGACAGCAGAGAAGGUGACGGCGACAAGAGGUCACAGCCCAGAACAGCUCUCAAAGAGAGUAUGAGUGUGGACAGGACUGGCAUAAACUUAGACGUGACUGAUGGCUCAGACAAACAUUAUGAUAAAUCAACAGUGAUUGAGGAAGUUAGCAGUCAGGAAAUGGACGGACCUGAGGAGAACGGGAGAUACCGACCUCCAAGGACCUGGAAGAACUCUUUGGUCACAGACACAGGAAGACCAUAUCUGGACUUUAUGAAAAAAGAGGAUCGCAUAAUUCAGAGUUUUGCCGAUAGAAUGAACCUCGAAGACCAGACUGGUAAACUACAUGAUACCGAUAAACACCUGAAGGAGAGUCUCGGAAGAGCAAUGGAUUUGGACAGCCCAGAGUUUGUGGACACUCCGGACAGAGCAGACCUGUAUGACAGUGAAGAACGUGGUGGGGGUCGAGGGACAUUUCAGACACAAAUCUCAGGAAGCAAAGUGAAACUGAGCUAUGCUGUUAACCAGGACGCACUGGACAACAGCAGGGAGCCGGCCGAUCGGAUUCCAGGAUGCACUGAAACAUCUGUUGAACGUCCCAUGGAAGAGAACAGCAGCCUUGAUGCCCCUAAUGUGGACCAGGAGAUUCAAAAGGACGCAAUGAUGUCCCAUCAGAACCAGCUAAGAAAAAUAUGUCCCACCAAGAGAGAACGAGCAUCCAGCAAGCCAAGAGCACCGCUGGAUUUAGAUAGUCCAGAAACAGGGAACAGUGAACUUCUGGAUAGAGACAGCAGAGAGAGGCUGGAAUAUGUGGCAGUUCCUUUAUAGAGAGUUACGUUUUUGCCCAAUCUUUUAUUAUUAUUAUUAUUGUUUUUCAUUUUUGUUUUGACUGUGUGAAUUUGAUAUCUGUUUGAACUAAUACCUUUUUUUUGGUUGUACUUGCAUAUA
Molecule: messenger RNA, 3094 nt
Organism: Puntigrus tetrazona (Sumatra barb)
Lineage: Eukaryota; Metazoa; Chordata; Actinopteri; Cypriniformes; Cyprinidae
Exons: 12
Source: RefSeq, a predicted model, not a curated record